AAGAGGUACUGCUGGAGAACAGGACCGAGGUCGGUUCCUUAAAAUUUGGGCAGCGAAGAUGCAGAGAUCAGUAGCUUUAAAAUCAAAUCGCGGCUUCUUUCCAUUUGUCAAGUCAAUUUCAGAAGCUCUCUCCAUUGAACUCCCCUCCCUUCGUUCCUCCACCAGACUCCAGAAUCAGAGAGAAGCAGAAGACGAAAACAGCCAUCUACAGCCGUCCAGGGGGCCAAUCAUGUUUUAACGCGUGUGGGCAGCUCCAAUAGUUACCGAGGAGCGGUAGAAGAGCGGAGUGUGUCCAGAGUCAUAGUUUCACGCGAGCACUAGGCAGAGAGGAGAAGGGAAGGGCGACCUCAUCGGAACAACAAGGAGAGGAGGAAGACAAAGAGGACGAGACCGAUCAGAAGAAUUCUGAGGUGUCUGAAGAACGAGAACAGCAAGAAGACAGACAGUCCCAGUUGUGUGUUGUGUAGGCUGAAGCAAGCACAAGAGAGCAGUAGCCGUAGGCAUUUGCAGGUUGACAGAGAGACAACUACCACCUCCUGCUUCUUGCCUUUACAUCUAAUCUCACCUGCCCAUCAGGUCCAUAUUUUCGUUUCAGUUUCGUUUUUCGUUUUCUGAUCUUUGUUCCUUUUUCUUUUCUCUCGUAGGGUUUCUUGCUCUGGUGUCUUGGUCCUCCUGUCGAUAGGAGCGAGGGCUCUCUUCUUUCGGAGGUGACGGCUAGGUGCGCAGUCCGUCUAGUUUGCAUGCUUCUUAGAGGCCAUCUGUAUUAUAACUUCAUCUAUCCAGAGGUCGCUUUCGAGGCUUGUAGAUCCUUCACUCUCGAUACCAUAUCUUAGGUUAUGAGAUCGAGCCGCCUGUGGGGAUAGUCCAACCAUGUAUCCUAUUCAAAGUUCGCACCUCAUGUGAGUCCCACAUAGAUUGACAUUGAUUUUUGAGAAAGGCGGCAAGUUAGUCCACUCCCGAUUCCAGAUUUCGCGUCCAUCUUACGUACCCCUGAAGUGUAGUCCGGAAACCUUGAGUAGCUUGGUGGGUUCUCAUGACGAGACCCUGUUUUAGGUCAGCGUUUUAAAUCGAGGUGCUCUGCUUUCUUCGAUGGGAGGUACUAGGUGCAGCUCCUGUAAUGUGAGGGGUACCUGUGGGACUCUUACAGUUUAUCCCAUGUAUGAUAAUUCGACAACCUUCCCCGCCUGCGUCUGCUAAGUCUGGGAAGUAGUAGCGCAUUUGACGAAGACAUUUUCAACGACUUGCAAUUUCUCUUCAGCGGCAAAGGACACCAUGGAGCAAGCCAAUUGGCCCUACUUCGAUCCCGAGUACGAUAGCUUGAGCGCCAGGAUGAAUCCUCCCAGAGUGGUCAUUGACAACAAUAUAUGUGAGAAUGCAACGUUAAUCAAGGUGGAUAGUGCCAACACGCAUGGAGUCCUGCUAGAGGUUGUCCAAGUACUCACCGAACUCGAUCUUUCGAUAACCAAAGCCUACAUUUCUUCAGAUGGGGGCUGGUUCAUGGAUGUGUUUCACGUUACAGAUCAAAACAAGAACAAGCUUACCGACGCGAGCCUUAUUGAUUACAUCAAGCAGUCGCUCGGUGCCCAACAUGACUUCACGACGAGAAGCGAUGUACGAACGUGCUUGGGGAAAUCAGUUGGAAGAACUGUCGGUGUAGAACAAAUAGCAGAACAUACAGCCAUUGAACUAACUGGAACAGACAGGCCAGGCUUGCUUUCGGAGGUGUCAGCAGUAUUGACGAAUCUGGGCUGCAAUGUGAAACACGCCGAAGUUUGGACACACAACAUGCGUGUAGCUUGCGUUGUCUACGUCACAGAUGAGAAGUCGGGUGGACCGAUUAAGGAUCCGGAGUUACAGUCGCGCAUUAAAGAGCUCCUGUGCAAUGUUAUGAAAGGAACAGAUGAUCGAAGAGGAGCAAAGACCGAGUUUUCUAUGGGGCUAACGAACACCGAGAGAAGGCUUCACCAAAUGAUGUUUGCGGAUCGAGAUUAUGAGAGUCCUGAACCAGUAAAGAGGGAAGCUGUUGACGGGAAGCCGAACAUUACUAUUCAAAACUGUGGAGAGAGAGGUUAUUCUAUCGUAAAUGUAGAGUGUACAGACCGACCGAAGUUGCUAUUUGACACAGUGUGCACUCUUACGGACAUGCAGUAUGUCGUCUUUCAUGCAACCAUAAAUUCCGAAGGAUCUAUCGCCCAUCAAGAGUAUUAUAUUCGACAUAUGGAUGGACGCUUUCUUGAUUCAGAAGCCGAGAAGCAAAGAGUCAUCAAGUGCUUGGAGGCCGCUAUCGAAAGACGUGUUUCCGAUGGUUUGAGGCUAGAACUUUGUACCAGUGACAGAGUUGGUCUAUUGUCUGAAGUUACUCGCAUAUUCAGGGAGAACGGUCUUUCUGUGACAAGGGCAGACGUGGAAACAAGAAACGAUAAAGCAGUGAAUGUAUUUUAUGUAACAGAUGCGCGGGGAAACCCUGUUGACAGGAAUAUUGUGGAUAACAUGCGGCGGGAAAUGGAGAUCGGACAGACUUUGUUGCAAAUCACUGAAGUACCCCGUCUUGCUCGAUCUCCACCCAUUGAGCCUACGAAGGGAGCGAAAUUCUCUUUGGGAAGCCUCCUGAAAUCUCAGUCUGAGAGAUUUCUGUAUAGCCUGGGCAGUUUGGGUUGGACACGAUCUUUGUGAGGGCUGUCUUUGUGUUCAGCUUUGAGAAUUUCUCAAUGAGAAACCUCUGCUUGGUUUCCACGUACUUUUCGGUAGUCUGGAUGCUUGAGAGUCUGGACUCAGGCCAGAUAAUCUCGAAGAAGAGGGUAUGUAAUGGACACUCUCACUUUAACAUGCCCUCCAUGGUUUCUCUUAGGUCGUGGGUCUUCCUGUGCAUUUGACGCAUCUUGUACAGUCAGUGGGGAAGAUCGUUUGGUAAGAUUCAUAGUGCGAAGCUUCAACACGUUUCUGCUGUAGACUUGGCCAAACGUAGGAGGGAGAAUGUGUUAUCUCUAGACGGCUACACGCAUGAAGACCGACACUGAGUAGUCGCUCGUUUCGUUUGGCUUAGCUUGCUUUGUAUAUACCUCACAUUUAAUUGUAAGCUGGACACAUCUGCGCUUCUGCUGGUUCACUUUUAUGUAAAUUCCUAAUCUUACUCGGG
Marchantia polymorpha subsp. ruderalis is the source of this 3136-nucleotide messenger RNA. The record is from the annotation of a GenBank genome assembly. Lineage: Eukaryota; Viridiplantae; Streptophyta; Marchantiopsida; Marchantiales; Marchantiaceae.